AUGUCUUCGGGAACCAACUUUACUGGUGGAACCAGCCGCUGCUUUUACGAAUGGCAGAAGUUUUUGGACUGCUACACCGCCAAGUCCACCGACGACAUUAAAACCUGCCAGCUCCUGGCACAGGACUACGACGAGUGCCUGCAUCAUCGCAAAGAGAAGGCUCGUGCCCAGCGUAUUGCUGCCGAGUACGAACGCCGUGCCGCCAAGGGUGAGGACGUACCUGCCGUUGAGAAGCGCAAGUUGAAUAUCACCCUUGAGGAUGCUAGCGUUUUGCACCCUUGA
Molecule: messenger RNA, 282 nt
Organism: Wickerhamiella sorbophila
Lineage: Eukaryota; Fungi; Ascomycota; Dipodascomycetes; Dipodascales; Trichomonascaceae
Product: NADH dehydrogenase [ubiquinone] iron-sulfur protein 5-B
Exons: 2
Coding region: 1-282 (93 amino acids)
Biological process (GO): mitochondrial respiratory chain complex I assembly
Source: RefSeq, a predicted model, not a curated record